AUGGCGGAGAGUAUACAUAUUAACUCAGGUCAAGGAAGCAUGAAUGGGCAAGAUCACCUACUGCCAAUAGCCAAUGUAGGGAAGAUCAUGAAGCAAGCUUUGCCGCAAGGUGCUAAGAUAUCGAAAGAAGCCAAAGAGACUAUGCAAGAAUGUGCUUCAGAAUUCAUUGCCUUUGUCACUGGAGAAGCCUCUGAAAAGUGCCGUGAAGGGAAGCGAAAGACGAUUAAUGGUGAAGAUGUUAUUUGUGCUUUCAAAACACUUGGUUUGGAUCACUAUGCCGAUGCGAUGGAGAGGUAUUUGUACAAGUAUAGGGAACAUGUUGAGAAAUCAGAAGUUGAGAGGCAUCAUAAUAAAUCCCUUCAGAUUGAUAUCACCGAUGAAUUGUCAACUGCUCGAAGGGGAAGUACUAGUGAUAAGAAUGAAAAUAUUAGAACAUUUUUCUGA
Dioscorea cayenensis subsp. rotundata (Guinea yam) is the source of this 444-nucleotide messenger RNA. RefSeq names its product nuclear transcription factor Y subunit B-4-like. The record is from RefSeq and is a predicted model, not a curated record. Gene Ontology annotation, molecular function: protein heterodimerization activity; RNA polymerase II cis-regulatory region sequence-specific DNA binding; DNA-binding transcription activator activity, RNA polymerase II-specific. The transcript has a single exon. Gene Ontology annotation, biological process: regulation of transcription by RNA polymerase II. Lineage: Eukaryota; Viridiplantae; Streptophyta; Magnoliopsida; Dioscoreales; Dioscoreaceae. The coding region runs from base 1 to 444 and encodes 147 amino acids. Gene Ontology annotation, cellular component: CCAAT-binding factor complex.